CCAGGUGAGCGGACAGAGCCAGACUGGAGGAGGAGACAGACGGUGUGUUGUUCACACACCUCAUCAGACACACACAGAUGGACGUCAUGCACCUGAACGGGACACACCUCCACCUGCCGCUGGCUGAGUUCGGCUUCGAGCGGCGCUUCGACGAGCGAGGAGCCAUCGCGUGGAUGCAGGAGAACUGGUGUACGUCCUUCGUGUUCAGCGCUCUGUACGCCGCCCUGGUGUUUGGAGGGCAGCGCUUCAUGAAGCCUCGACCCAAACUGAACCUGCGGCGGCCGCUCAUCCUGUGGUCACUCAGCCUCGCCGUCUUCAGCAUCAUCGGCGCCGUUCGGACCGGCAGCUACAUGUUUCACGUCCUGAGCAGCAGCGGCUUCAAACGCUCCAUCUGUGACCAGAGCUUCUACAACGGGCCGGUCAGCAAGUUCUGGGCGUACGCCUUCGUCCUGAGCAAAGCUCCAGAGCUCGGCGACACGGCGUUCAUCGUGCUCCGGAAGCAGAAGCUGCUCUUCCUGCACUGGUACCACCACAUCACCGUGCUGCUGUACUCGUGGUACUCCUACAAAGACAUGGUGGCUGGCGGCGGCUGGUUCAUGACCAUGAACUACGCUGUGCACGCGCUCAUGUACAGCUACUACGCCGCGCGAGCUGCCGGCGUGCGCGUGCCGCGGCCCUUCGCCGUGCUCAUCACCAGCGCUCAGAUCAGCCAGAUGGCGAUGGGGCUGACGGUGAGCGGCCUCGUGUACCGCUGGCUGCAGCACGGCGACUGUCCAUCCAGCAUCAACAACAUCAUGUGGGCGUCGCUCAUGUACCUCAGCUACCUGCUGCUCUUCGCCAACUUCUUCUACAACACGUACCUGCGCCGCGACGCCGACUGCAAGGCCAAGAAGACGGAGUAGACGCCGCCAGGGGCAUUGUGGGACAUUCUUCACCAUGACUGAUACUUAAGCUGCGAACGGUUAACAGAGAAAUGUAGUCAGAGCAGACUGACAGGUUCAGGUGAGCAGGAAGUGUAAGACAGGAAGUCCUUAUUUGGUGUAAAUGAUUUUAUAAGUUAAAACAAGGUUUAAAGAAAAGGUCAAAGGUCGACGGAAAGUGGUUUCACAAACACACAGUGACAUUCCCGCAGGCCACACCCACCCUGCUCGUACUGGUUCACCUGGUUUCACCUGAACACACCUCCAAUCACACAGCCAAUCAGGAGGCGGCGACGGUUUGUUAACGUUAGCUCCUGUUAGCUCCUGUUAGCUGGGUCAGUGUUGUUGUCCAAAUCUGAUUAUUUAUUGAUUUGUUCGUAUUUAUUUGACUCAUGAUGGCAGCCAAUCAGGCGCUGGAGAAGUCUCAAAACACGCGUUUCACUUUUCUUAAUAUGGGUCAUGUUACUCACAUGAAUAUUUCUGAUCCUUGUUUUGCACCAGAGACUUUAUUAAUAUUAACGAUGAUGAUGAAGUUCAUUGUGUGAUUUGUCGAUGAAUGAGACGAACAGUCGAUGUAACUUUAAAACCUUUUAUUUAUGAAUAAAGAAUGAGUUUGUACGUCUGUGCUGCUUCCUCAUCUCAAAUGUUUCCUGAGG
This is a messenger RNA of Larimichthys crocea (large yellow croaker), 1576 nucleotides long. Its product is annotated as elongation of very long chain fatty acids protein 6. The record is from RefSeq and is a predicted model, not a curated record. Gene Ontology annotation, cellular component: endoplasmic reticulum; endoplasmic reticulum membrane. NCBI's taxonomy places the organism in Eukaryota, Metazoa, Chordata, Actinopteri, Sciaenidae. The transcript is spliced from 4 exons. Gene Ontology annotation, molecular function: fatty acid elongase activity. Bases 78 to 902 code for a protein of 274 amino acids. Gene Ontology annotation, biological process: fatty acid elongation, saturated fatty acid; very long-chain fatty acid biosynthetic process; sphingolipid biosynthetic process.